Molecule: messenger RNA, 4392 nt
Organism: Acipenser ruthenus (sterlet)
Lineage: Eukaryota; Metazoa; Chordata; Actinopteri; Acipenseriformes; Acipenseridae
Product: protein shisa-6-like
Exons: 8
Coding region: 595-2217 (540 amino acids)
Biological process (GO): regulation of AMPA receptor activity; regulation of short-term neuronal synaptic plasticity
Cellular component (GO): postsynaptic density; dendritic spine membrane; AMPA glutamate receptor complex
Source: RefSeq, a predicted model, not a curated record
AACGGGUACCUGGUGUAUUGGUGACGUUGGUGUUGGAGUGAUGUAAGAGUGAGACGGGGGCGGAUCAGAGCCAGAGCUCUGAGGUGGUGAAGACUGAUCCUCACUUGAUUCAGUGAUAGUGCAGAAACACUCCGGCAGCAUAAACCCAGCUUGGUAAGUCCUCUCCUGUUGCAGAGGACCCGAUGACACACAUAUAAGCUACUGAGAAUUCCAUUCCAUUCUUGUGUGGCACAGCCCUGGACUCCAAAGGGGAGUAUAACGCCCAAUUUCUAAACUGAAUAAAAGAGGAAGACAUGGUAUGUGCUCUAUCCAGUAAUACGUUGCUGAGCAGAGCUGUAGAACUUUGUUGAAAAAAGAAAAAAAAAAGACGAAUGACACCAGCAGUACACUGCACAAUACAAUGGAUUUUGUAAGAUCCUUUUCACUCUUCAAACGAUGGCUUUGUUGAGUUUGUGGAUAGCUUACAUUUGGAGUUGGGCAUCUGGAGGGAAGCCGUGGGCUGCAGUAGCAAGAGGGGAUUAAUCGGUUAUUGCUUCUUGGAAAAAAAACAACCCUUUAAGAUUUAAGAGGAGGGAAGGAAAAAAGAACUAAGCCAUGGGGAUACAGCAUGUUCUGCUGCUUUUAAUAUACUUGGACCCCCUGAAUGUACUGCUCUGUGCGGGAACAACGACAAGAAACAAGAACGGGUCGCCGAGGCGGAAAGGGAAGGAGGUCAACAGCACUGUUAUUGCUCCAGUGGACCCCCCUAGGAAGGUUAAGCCGCCAAAAGCAGACCACGAUACGUGCCUCAGUUACUACGACGUGAGCGGGCAAUUUGAUAAAGAAUUUGAAUGCAAUAACACCAACCACCGUUACUGUUGUGGGAGUUGUUACUUACGCUUCUGCUGUGAUGAGAAAGUGAAAAGAAUCGAUCAAAAGAGCUGCAGGAAUAUUGCAAGUCCGGACUGGAUCCAACCCACCGUGCCUGGACCGCCUGAGCCUACAGACAAUACCUACGACCCCAAUUUGGAUCAAACCAACACAACAGUCUACAUCACAUGCGGGGUAAUCAUUUUUGUCAUCGUCGCUGGAGUCGCUGCAAAAGUUGCUUAUGAUAAAGCAACACGACCACCUCAGGAAAUGAAUGUUCACAGAGCCCUUGCAGACAUUUUAAGGCAACAAGGAGCCAGCCCAAUACCGUACUAUGAGCGAGAAAAAAUAACGGCAAUAGGUGGAUCAUCCAAAGAAAAUACACCUGUUCGUACUUCCAAAAACCAUUACACACCAGUCCGUACAAUGAAAAGCAACCACGGAGGGCACUACGGGAAGGAUAACUUCAGAAGUGGAGGGCCUGAUCUGCACAACUUCAUCUCAUCAGGAUUCGUGACGUUAGGAAGGGGGCACCAAAAAGGAGACCAGCAGUGGCCAGUGCAGUUGCUGUCUCAAUGCGGUAACCAUCAACACAAUUAUAACCACCUGGUACUUACAAGUCCAACCCACACACCUCCAAAUGAAAACCCUCGGAUGAUGAACAGCAUUCUUACUUCAGCAACCGAACCCUACGAUCUCUCUUUCUCCACAUCUUUCCAGAGUCUAUCUCACCUCCCACCGUCCUAUGAAUCCGCGGUUAAAGCUGAUAUAAGUAAAUAUUCCUCUCUGAAGAGAUUAACUGACAAGGAAGCCGAUGAAUACUACACAAGAAGACGACACCUUCCUGAUUUAGCUGCCAGAGGAACUCUCCCACUGCACGUCAUAAAAAUGAAUCAAGACCAACAAGGCAAUUACAGAGAAAGGCCGAGAAGGGUUCAGCGGGCUAUGUCACAGGACAGAGUUCUAUCACCGGAGAGGGUUCCUCCUCCACAAGAAUACGGAGGCCGCAUCCUUUCUGACGAGCAACUCCUGUCUGCUGAGCGGCUUCAUUCCCAGGACCCCCUCCUUUCCCCUGAUAAGGUGAUGUCCCUCAAACGCUCUGGCUUUCGUGAAAAGGCCAUGUCUCGAGCCUUGUCUCACACGGAUGUAUUUGUGUCAACACCGGUCAUGGACCGAUACAAGAUGACAAAAAUGCACUCUCAUCCUAGUGCCUCAAACAAUGCAUAUAACACUUUGACCACGAGCCAGACUUCCAACAAACGGCAGGCCUUUGCUUCGCGACGGACCCACACAGUGGAGCAGCUCCACUUCAUCCCAGGACACCACCACCACUACCGCACAGCGAGCAAAACUGAAGUAACUGUUUAACGAGAGUGCAUGAAAACAACAAAAAAAGAUCCCAGCAAAACAAAAUACAGUGAUCUAGUGGUUCCAAGGUAAUCUCUCGGAGAUCCAUUUUUGAUGAGAAAUGUAUUUGCUUUCAGCACCAGCUUUUCCCAGUCAUUCAGUUUGUUCAGUCAUGAUGGUGGAUAAAUGGUGCAAAGGAAUAAACUGACCUCUUCUCUGUGUGCAUUCAACAGUUUCUAUCAAAGAAAGCCGUACAUUCUUAGGGCAACAAAUAAGGGCUUUGCAUAUUGGCGCAGUAAGCUUAAUAGCUCCAGGGGUAAUCAUCCAAGACAUCCCAUUGAGUACAUUGUAAGCCUUGAGGGAUGUACUGCUAAGGGAACUGUCAUAUUACAUUAAAUAUUUGUGAUUUCAAUCCCAGUACUAGCUUUAGAGAUACCUCUUAUACCAAACUAGUGUAAGCAGUUUUGUCAGUGCCUCUCAGAAAUGCCGCAUUUCAAUUAUGAAGUGGCUUUGUGGUUAAUAAGCACAAGAAAUCCAAAAGCUAUAUUCUUUUUUGUUUAAUGGCUAGCCUAUUAAAAAAAAUAAAAACAUGGAUCUGUUUUAUUGUAAAUAGGCUGUUGCAGCUUCUGCUAAACUGUGGGUAAUACGCUGUCUUUUGAACCAGUAUAUCAAUAUCAGAUUGCAACUGCAGUAGCAUUAGAGGGACGAAAGAAAAGAGAGAAGACAAAUGGAGGACUUUACAAUAUGAGGUGAUUAGACAUAAUCAAAACUAAAAUUGACUGAAUGGAUAGGCUAUAUGUUUUUGAGUAGGAUUUAGGAUACAAACGAUUGGUUCGUAUUGCAAGUCAGACUGGCAGAUGUGCCCCAGUACACCAUAUGAAUAGAAAAAAUGCUUUUGCGACAAUUAACCUUUUUUUUCUCUGUUGUCCCACAUUUUCAGUCUAGGCCUGGAAAAGACUUAUUUACAUAUCAAUAAUUAUGUGUUGUUGUAAAUAAUAAUUGAAUAUGUCAACGUGGAAUCAUUAUUGUUGUCUUUUAAUUGUUGAAAUGUUACAGCUGUCACAAUGUAGCUAAAAACAGGCAACAGAGAAAUGAUUAUUUUAAAACUUGAUAGGAAAGGAUUUAAACUGUGAACUGUGUGCUCUGGUAGGUUCUGUUAAAAAAUAUGUCUUAUGCAGUAUAAUGGUAUCCCAUACAAUUAGCAGCAUUAAUUUGCAUUCUUUAAAUAUGUUUCAUUACCUUCUGGAAGGUAAUGAAACAUAUUUAAAUGGAAAUUGCCCUUUUUUGUACUUCCUGCAAGGCAGAUGUAAAGUCUAUCACCAAUUUAAUGUAGCCAGGUAGAAUAUACCUCAAAUUGAAAGAGUUUCGUCUAUAACUACAGAUUUCUUAAAAGGGGCUAGUGAAACACAGAGAGAAAUGACAGACUUUCUUUAAAUUGCUAUGUUUAUAAUUAAUUAAAACAAAGAAGAAUAAGGAGGAUAUGUACAAUGUUCACCUUGAAGUCAGCUAAUAAUCUCCUUUUAUUUUUAUUUGACUAAUCACACUUAUACCCAAUAUAACAAGACACCAGUUAUGUAAAAAUGUUUAUAUAAACAAAUUUUACUGAAGGCAUGCAGAAUGAAGUACCAAGUAUGUGCCCCCAAUGAUAAUUCUAAUUUGACUUGCACAAAUUCAGAGCCUUUUCGGAUAUGGACCUGCAUGGCAUUAAAAAAAAGACCAAGUAUGCAUGGCUUUGUAUGAUGGAAACUGUUCUAAAUGUGAGGCAGGGGCAAAGACUUUAAUGCCUGAGCACAUCAAAAGCUGGCUGAUUUAGAUUUGUCUCUACACGUGCCUAAAUUGAGGGACUUUUAAUCAAGUGCAAAAGAGUGCUCUGCAGAGACGUGUAAAACAGUGUAAUAAUGUCUGUGUUAAUCAGAUGCUUUUACACAGCAUCGUAUGAACUGUAAUUCAGACCUGAUUGUUGCAGUAGUGUAAUACAUGGGAGUGUAAUAGUGUAAUACAUGGGAGGUGCACUGCAAAGCACUGUUAUCAUCCAUAAACAAAACAUUCAGAUUCAAAACUGAUUCAGCAAGGAUGUUGCAGUUAUAUUUGUUUGUUAAUUUACUACAAGUAUAUAUCUGAAUAAAACUAUCGGCUAUCUUUACUAGGAAAAAAAAAACAAAAAAAAAAAAAACUACAUAUUUGUGUCUCCUAUUA